AUGCCAGAACUCAGCUCAACUGGUACUGAUACGCCUUCCACAACGCCUCCAAUACUCAAAACCAAAACAUCGUUGGCAAAUCUUCAAUCUGACGAACAAAGACGUGUGCUUGACACAAUUGCCCGUGUCCGAAAAUGUGGCUUGGAGGGAACAAUUUCUCUACCUCAAAUCGUCGUUUGCGGAGAUCAGUCUUCAGGCAAGUCUUCUGUUCUCGAAGCUCUAACAGAAAUACCAUUUCCAAGAGACGAGUUAUUAUGUACCCGCCAUGCCACGGAAAUCAUACUGUCGAAUGCACCAGAGGACUCAAUCACCAUCAGAGUUAUCCCCGACCAAGAGCGCCCACAUGCUGAGAAAGUUCGGAUCGGGGCGUUUGAAAAGUCGAUUGAUAGCUUCGAUGGCCUUCCAGAGAUCAUGAAUGAGGCCAUGGAAUUGAUGGGAAUUGGAGUCACAGACGCUGAUACCAAAGCUCCACCUCCAACAUUUUCUCGAGAUGUCCUUAGCAUCGCCUGCGAAGGUCCUGGUCGUCCGCAACUCGCCUUGGUUGAUAUACCCGGCCUGUUUGGAACGGAAAAUAGGGGCACCACAAAUCAGGACAUUGAGCUUGUAUCUCAAAUCACGGACCAUUACAUCAAACAAUCUCGAACGAUUUGUCUUCCUGUAAUCUCUGGUGCGAGUGAUUAUGCCAAUCAAUCGAUUCCGAGCAGAGUGAAAAUUGAAGAUCCCCAAGGCAACCGCACACUCGGAAUUAUCACAAAGCCAGACUGUUCUCCUGAAGGAUCUCCACUUCAAGAUUCUUUCAUUCAACUUGCAAAAAACCAGGAUAUCAAAUUCCGUCUUGGAUGGCAUGUGGUUAGGAAUCGAAAGUGGGAAGAAAGUGGCUUCAACUUGGCCAUGCGAAAGGCCAUAGAAGAGGAAUUCUUCCGCACCUCCAAAUGGAAAUGCGUACCCCAAAAGUCCAGGGGUAUUGAUUCAUUGCGAAAUCGUCUAAGCAAACUCCUCUUCCAACAUGUCAAGAAUGAGUUACCGAAGCUAAAACAAGAACUGGAAGAUAAAUUGGGAAAUGCAGUAGAAGAGCAUGAAAAACUCGGCACUCCUCGAUCAUCAAGCGCAGAUUGCAAGGCAUAUCUAUCCAACCUAAGCCUUGAGGUUCGGGAUACAUGUAAGGCCGCCAUUGAUGGACAUUACGAGGGGGAUUACUUCCGCGACACCGAUCCAGACUUCAAUCUCUCCUCUGCCUCGACCAUACGCAGGACCCGCGCCGCAAUUCAGUCUUCAAACAUCAAAUUUGCUGAUACUUUGCGCACUCGUGGUCACAAAUACCAGAUUGGUAUGCCACAAAUCGCUGGAGAUUUGAGCGAGGACUCCAACGAUGGAGGGUCGUUCGGUGACAGUAAAGUUGGUGGGAAAAAGAAGAGUAUUCAGCCAUUGAUGAUGAAGGAGCAAGCUUUGGAUUGGGUUCGAAAAGCAAUCAUCCGAAACCGCGGCAAAGAGUUGGUUGGUAAUUUCAACCCUCUCACCAUUGGGGAACUUUUUUGGGAGCUCUCCGAGAAUUGGCAAAACCUCGCAACAGCCCACGUCAACGACAGAGCAGAUCUCUGUACGAGAUUUCUCCACAACUUAAUUCGCGAUAAGUGUCCCAAAGACGUGGAGAGUCGGGUCUGGGAGUUCAGAAUGGAAGGCGAACUCAGGGUUCGUCGCCAGGCCGCCCUCGAGGAGUUGGGAAAAUUGAUGGAAGAUCAUCGGAAUUGUCCCAUCAAUUAUAACCAUUACUACACGGAUAACAUCGUGAAGCGGCGCCAGGACAGGCAGAGAAAGGAGCUAGCGAAGCAUGUCAAAGAGGCCACGACAACGGCAACUAAGACCAAUGGUAAAAAUGAAACCACGACCCAUAAAGUGAACAUCGAGCAGGUCGUUGCCAACUACUCGAAAGCUGUCAAUCCCAACAUGGAUACCUUCAGUUGUGAGGAGGCUCUCGAUUGCCUCUUCGCCAUCUACAAGGUGUGUCAGCUUUUCCUCUGUGCCUCCACGUGCACUUGUUUUCAGAGAUUGGUCUACUUACUCUCGCACAGGUUUCGCAAAAGGUGUUCGUCACGAAUGUUACGGUGCAAGUCAUCGAGCGGCAUCUCAUAAAGGGUCUUGAAAACAUCUUUUCGCCUGUCUGGGUAGGCGGCUUGGAACCUUUGGAAGCGCAAAGACUGGCUUCUGAGCCUGUCGGGGUGAAGAACAAGAGGGAGCACCUGGCCGAAAAGAUAGAGAAGCUUCAGGAAGGCCAGGAGAUAUUCAGACAAGUAAUGUGA
Molecule: messenger RNA, 2297 nt
Organism: Hymenoscyphus albidus
Lineage: Eukaryota; Fungi; Ascomycota; Leotiomycetes; Helotiales; Helotiaceae
Source: the annotation of a GenBank genome assembly